Molecule: messenger RNA, 868 nt
Organism: Saitoella complicata NRRL Y-17804
Lineage: Eukaryota; Fungi; Ascomycota; Saitoellomycetes; Saitoellales; Saitoellaceae
Product: V-type ATPase
Exons: 4
Coding region: 239-727 (162 amino acids)
Biological process (GO): proton transmembrane transport
Cellular component (GO): proton-transporting V-type ATPase, V0 domain
Molecular function (GO): proton-transporting ATPase activity, rotational mechanism
Source: RefSeq, a predicted model, not a curated record
UGGGGAGUUUUUUAGGAGGUUGUCCGGGUGAGGAGUACGGGCAGAGAGGAAGAUGGGAAACUUGAUCGGUGUAUUUCAAUUCUAUCGACUCCAGGUUCCUCCACCGCGAUGCCCAAGACUCCGCCAAACGCGCACUGCGUCACCGGCUGCGAACCCCUGCAUCCCGCCCACGAACCUUAACCAUACAGCCCAGCUCUCGCAAGACACCGUCACUCUCACUCCUUAGGGAAAUAAUACCAUGUCACUCUCAGCACAAUGCCCCGCCUACGCCCCAUUCUUCGGCUUCUCCGGCGUAGCUGCUGCGAUGAUUUUUAGCUCGAUGGGCGCAGCAUACGGUACUGCGAAGGCUGGAAUCGGAAUCGCGGGUAUGGGAACGUUUAAGCCAGAGCUGAUCAUGAAGAGUUUGAUCCCGGUCGUCAUGAGUGGUAUUAUCGCCGUCUACGGCCUUGUCAUCGCAGUCCUAAUCGCCGGCGAACUAUCUCCAACCGAACCCUACUCCCUCUUCAACGGCUUCGUCCACAUGGCCGCUGGACUCUGUGUCGGCCUCACUGGGUUAGCGGCUGGGUGGACGAUUGGCAUUGUUGGGGAUAUGGGGGUGAGGAGUUAUUUGUUGCAGCCGAGGAUUUUUGUUAGUAUGGUUUUGGUGCUUAUUUUUGCGGAAGUGUUGGGGUUGUAUGGGUUGAUUGUGGGACUGAUCUUGAAUACGAAGGGGACGAGUGACUGCUGAGCUCGAUCGUGAUCGGCAUGACCGUACCGUGAGGAACGAAGACCGGCGGGAUUCGUCGUAACGUCCAGAAAGAAAAUACACAUUCUGAAUACCAGAAACCCUUACCGUAAGCUCGUUCAUUCACGGCUUUACCUCCUUUGU